AUGGCUACCGCAACUCCCAAGCAGAAAGUGGUGGUGGUGGGUGCCGGUCCCGUGGGAGCCCUGGCAGCGUUGUACGCUGCAUCCCGAGGCGAUGAAGUCGAAGUAUAUGAGUUACGUGGAGAUCUCCGCGAUCCCACCACUGUGCCGCUAAACUUUACCAAGUCGAUCAACUUGGCCAUUUCAGAGCGCGGAAUCAACUCUCUUCGUCAUUCAGAGCGACCAGGUCUGAUUGAGAAUGUACUCCGCGAUACCAUCCCCAUGCAUGGGCGGAUGAUCCACGGCCGAGACCGAGGGCAGCUCUGGGAGGCUGCUCAAGCCUAUGAUGUUCAUGGUCGGGCUAUCAAUGCUCUGGAUCGCAGCGCUCUAAACAAUGCUCUACUUGACGAGCUAGAGCGCGAACCAAAUGUCAAGCUCUUCUUCAACCACAAGCUGACAGGCGCGGAUUUCCGGACUAACAAGGCCUGGUUCGAGCGACGCAUCCCCGGCGAGACACCUCAGCCCGAUAACCUAGGCGUUGCCGGUCGUGUACCAGAAAUCGAAGUUUCAUAUGACUACCUCAUCGGCGCGGACGGAGCACACUCCGCCUCGAGAUUCCACAUGAUGAAAUUCGCCCGCGUCGACUACCAACAAGAGUACAUCGACACACUAUGGUGCGAAUUCCGAAUUCCACCCUCGGAGGAUGGAAAUUUCCGCAUCUCCCCGAAUCACCUACACAUCUGGCCGGGCCGCGAAUUCAUGUUCAUCGCGCUGCCGUCUGCAGAUAAAUCUUUUACCUGUACAUUAUUCGCGCCGUCGGUACAUUAUACCGCGCUGGAGAAAGCGCCAGAAGAUCUACACGCUUUCUUCGAUCUGCAUUUCCCCGGCGUAUGCCCAGAACUGAUUGACCCCGAGGCGUUGAGCGAGCAAUUCAACGUGAACCCGCAUCUACCUCUGAUCAGCAUCAAAUGCAAGCCUCAUCAUUUCAGCGCCAGUGUGGCUAUACUGGGUGACUCUGCACAUGCCGUCCUCCCCUUCUACGGCCAGGGGCUAAACGCCGGCCUCGAAGAUGUCCGCGUUCUCUUCGAACAUCUCGAUAAACACGGCGUCUACGACAAGGACGUUAGCGUCUAUACCCGGGGCGUGAGACGCCAAGCCGCCUUCCAAGCAUACACCGAUCAGCGCUGCGAAGAUACCUAUGCCAUCAACAAUCUGUCGAAGGAGAAUUAUCUCGAGAUGCGUUGGGGUGUCAAGUCCCCGCUUUACAAGCUACGCAAGUCUGUUGAGGAAACACUUGAUCGUCACCUCCCGUCUCUGGGGUGGAGGACGCAGUAUGCGCGUGUGAGUUUCAGUAAUCAGCGGUACUCGGAGGUUGUGCGAGCUGUGGCGAGGCAGAGUGAGUUGCUUGGUAUGGGUCUGAGUGCUGCGUUGGUUGCUGGCGUCGGUGCUGUGUCGAUAUUGAUGUGGAAAUAUCCGCGGUGCUUUUCGCCAGUGCAGUUUUUCCGGGCUUCACUACGGUACUUAUCUAGAGCGUUGUCAUAA
Penicillium subrubescens is the source of this 1518-nucleotide messenger RNA. It is a transcript of the gene bna4, whose product is annotated as kynurenine 3-monooxygenase. Gene Ontology annotation, cellular component: mitochondrial outer membrane. Lineage: Eukaryota; Fungi; Ascomycota; Eurotiomycetes; Eurotiales; Aspergillaceae. The record is from RefSeq and is a predicted model, not a curated record. Bases 1 to 1518 code for a protein of 505 amino acids. Gene Ontology annotation, biological process: quinolinate biosynthetic process; L-tryptophan catabolic process; NAD+ metabolic process. The transcript is spliced from 3 exons. Gene Ontology annotation, molecular function: FAD binding; kynurenine 3-monooxygenase activity; NAD(P)H oxidase H2O2-forming activity.